CUUGUGAACAUAACCAUGUCAUAUACAUCACCCUCAACCAAGAUUCUUGAUCACAUCGUACAUCUCACACCUCCUGGCUCGGUGAAUGAGGUAUCGCGGCAAUUCCGAGACCUUGGUUUCCAUGUCCUCCCAGGCGGUACACAUGCCGGGGGACUGACAGAAAAUGCGCUCGUGAUACUGCAAGACGGCGCAUACCUUGAGCUCAUUUCCUUCACUCACCCAGCGUCGCAUUACCCACUAGGAUCGCCUGAGCGCCAGAAACGGGAUGCCAAUCCUUGGGCAUGGAAGGAACCUGGUUGGAUCGACUACGCAUUCCUCGGGUCUUCCAGCACCUCAAUAUCAGAGCUUAUAAACUCCCGAGCCAAGAAGGAUAAGAGUAGGAUUCGGUAUGAUCCAGAAGUUGAUGGAGGAAGAGAGCGCAGCGACGGCAAGGUGUUAAAGUGGCGGAUCUCUGCACCAUCCCAGGAUGCUGAUCGAGGACUUACUCCAUUCUUCUGCGGAGAUGUCACACCAAGGGAAUGGAGGGUCCCACUCGAUCCCCCUUCGAAUGCAGAACAUCCAUCUGGAGUACUUGGGGUCGCAUACGUCCGAAUUUUGGUGGAGGAUAACGAUCUGUCGGACAUGAAAGCGACUAUGACGUCGAUCGUCGGUAGAUCACCUGUGUCUAACACAUCGCGAAGAGCAACUUGGGUGCUUGAUACACCUAGAACAGAUGUUGCUGGAGGAAAACCCAGACUCAUCAUCGGCGUGCCGGAGACGGCGGACGAACGCUGGACGUUGAAAGAGAGGGGCCAGGGUAUCUAUGAGGUUGCGUUCCUCGUUAACUCAGGUAUGAAGGCGGGGCAAGCCUGGACGCCGUAUGGAAAAAUUGUUUGGGUAAAGGGAUAGCUCGCACAAAAUAUAUGAUCUUCUUGCUGAAGGUUGGACAAGCCGUUAAAUGAAUCCUUACCAGCAGUGUAUCGGAUAUCCUCCAGUUGCAACUUUAACCCAGUCAUCGUUCGCCC
Suillus subaureus is the source of this 1004-nucleotide messenger RNA. RefSeq names its product glyoxalase-like domain-containing protein. NCBI's taxonomy places the organism in Eukaryota, Fungi, Basidiomycota, Agaricomycetes, Boletales, Suillaceae. The record is from RefSeq and is a predicted model, not a curated record. Bases 16 to 888 code for a protein of 290 amino acids. The transcript is spliced from 4 exons.